AUGGCUGCGAAUGAAUGGAUAAAUGGGUAUUUGGAGGCGAUUUUGGACAGUGGGGCAGCUAUAGAAGAGAAUAAGCCAACCUCAGUGAACGUAAAGGAAAAAGGCAAUUUCAAUCCCACAAAGUACUUCGUGGAGGAAGUGGUAACGAGGGUUGAUGAAACUGAUCUUCAUAGGACAUGGAUCAAGGUGGUGGCUACAAGGAACACCAGAGAUAGAAGUUCAAGGCUUGAGAACAUGUGUUGGCGCAUUUGGCAUCUUACCCGCAAAAAGAAACAGUUGGAAUCGGAGGAUUUCCAAAGGUUAGCGAACGGGAGGUGGGAACGAGAACAGGGGCGCAAGGAUGUGACCGAGGACAUGUCUGAAGAUUUGUCUGAAUGA
This is a messenger RNA of Fraxinus pennsylvanica, 378 nucleotides long. The record is from the annotation of a GenBank genome assembly. Lineage: Eukaryota; Viridiplantae; Streptophyta; Magnoliopsida; Lamiales; Oleaceae.